GACGUCACCUCCAGCAGCAGCAGCAGCAGCAGCAGCCAGUUGUUUACGGCUCUGUGAUGCAUUAAGCUAAAGGACUCCGUGUUGGCUGGCUGUCAAAACCGCUCAGACAGGAGAAGAGCCGGCAUCAGGUUGUUCCAGAGGUUGCCAGAAAGGAACUGCAGCUGGUCCUCAGUUCCUGCUGGAUCAGACCUGAGACGACGGCGGCACCAUGGCCGACCACAAAGAAUCCAAGAGGAUGAACGGCAGUGCUGGCCACUCUUCCCAUCUCUCGGAGCCGCCCAAAGAGAGCAUGCAGCUUAAGAAGGAGAUCUCGCUGCUCAACGGAGUCAGCCUGAUCGUAGGGAACAUGAUUGGCUCCGGCAUCUUCGUCUCGCCAAAGGGUGUGCUGAUCUACAGUGCCUCUUACGGGCUGUCGUUAGUCAUCUGGGCCAUCGGGGGCCUGUUCUCUGUGGUGGGGGCGCUCUGCUACGCCGAGCUGGGAACCACCAUCACCAAAUCAGGGGCAUCUUAUGCAUACAUCCUGGAGUCGUUCGGUGGCUUCAUCGCAUUCAUUCGUCUGUGGACAUCUUUGUUGAUCAUCGAGCCCACCAGCCAGGCGGUCAUCGCCAUUACAUUUGCAAACUACCUGGUGCAGCCGCUGUUUCCAACAUGUGAACCGCCAUACGUAGGGGCCAGGCUGAUCGCUGCAGCGUGUAUAUGCUUACUGACAUUCAUCAACUCUGCCUAUGUGAAGUGGGGCACCCGCGUGCAGGACACUUUCACCUACGCCAAGGUGGCAGCCCUCAUCGUCAUCAUCAUUACUGGCAUUGUCAAGCUGUGCCAGGGUUACACAACCAACUUUGAAUCGUCCUUUCAGGGAUCGUCUAAAGACCCUGGUGACAUCGCGCUGGCGCUCUACUCUGCCCUUUUCUCCUACUCCGGCUGGGACACCCUCAACUUUGUCACUGAGGAGAUCAAAAACCCUGAAAGGAACCUGCCCCUGGCCAUCGCCAUCUCUAUGCCCAUCGUCACCAUCAUCUACAUCCUCACCAACGUGGCCUACUAUGCUGUUCUGGAUGUUAGUGCCAUACUGGCCAGUGAUGCAGUGGCAGUGACAUUUGCAGAUCACACUCUAGGUGUGAUGAGCUGGACCAUCCCUAUUGCUGUAGCCCUGUCCUGUUAUGGAGGCCUCAAUGCCUCAAUUAUAUCUGCAUCCAGGUUGUUCUUUGUGGGCUCUCGAGAGGGUCACCUCCCAGACGCUCUGUCCAUGAUCCACAUACAGAGAUUCACUCCGAUCCCUGCUCUCAUCUUCAAUUGUCUCAUGUCACUGAUCUACCUGACAGUGGAGGACGUCUUCCAACUCAUCAACUACUACAGCUUUAGCUACUGGUUCUUCAUGGGUCUGUCCAUCGCCGGCCAGAUCUACCUCCGCUGGAAAGAGCCUGACAGACCCAGACCUCUUAAGUUGUCCUUAUUUUUCCCGGUGGUGUUCUGUAUGUGUGCCGUUUUCCUGGUGGCAGUUCCUCUCUACAGCGACACUGUCAACUCAAUGAUUGGCAUAGGCAUUGCCCUGUCAGGGGUUCCUGUCUACUUCCUGGGUGUCCAUAUACCAGAGUCCAAACGGCCGCCUAUCAUCACCAAGCUACUGCGUUCUCUGACUCGCUGCACCCAGAACACCUGCUACUGUGUAUUGACAGAGAUGGACAAAAGUGAAUAGCAUCCAAUACACUUCAAAACUUGAGCCAGCAGUCACCAGAGGAGCCAGACAAGGGAUUCUUCUUAUUGUACUGUUCACCAUGUUGAAGCUCUCAGACUCCACUGACUUGUUUACAACCAAAUGCUGCCACAGACGACCCACGUUCACCUGCAGAUUUAUCCUUGAAUUCAAGGACAUUCAAAGACUCCAACCGUUAAGGAUACACCGUACUGUUAUACUGCAUAUUGUGGAUAUUGUUACAGUUUCAUCACAUUAUUUAAUGACCUCUAUUAUAAAAGAUUUGCCUUGUUAGUUCCACAGGUAUUUGUAUAUAUGCCUUUUAAGCAGUAUGUGCUUGUGAGAUUAUACAGGUGCUGCACAUGACCACAGGGACCUGACAACGAUGCAAGUACAUUUUUAUUAUAUGGAUUUUAACUGACAGAUUAUAUGCGUGCAGUAUGUAUGAAUGUGUUUAACCUCACCGGAGAAUUCAUUUCAUGUUCACUUCCUGAAUAAAAAAAAGGGAAGAAAAUGUUAGUUUUUUUGUCUGCUGCUAUGUGAAGAGUCAUCGUUCUAAUGUCAUGGCCUUUAUGUACUUUUGGCGUCAUUGUUUCGCAGGUUUGUUUGUGCAUUUCAACUGUUAUAUGUUGAAAUAAAACGUUGUUUGUUUUUUUCAUGUCUGUCUGUCUUUAGCAUUGUGGGAAGCUGUAACCUUCCCGUUCUUAGUGUUUGCUUUAAACUCUGUGGCACUAAAUACAUUUCUAAUUCUUUACAGUGUUCAAUGUGCUGUACUCAAGACAUGUUCACUUAAGUCAAAAUAGCAAAAA
Sebastes umbrosus (honeycomb rockfish) is the source of this 2502-nucleotide messenger RNA. RefSeq names its product solute carrier family 7 member 6 (gene slc7a6). Gene Ontology annotation, biological process: amino acid transmembrane transport. The coding region runs from base 209 to 1696 and encodes 495 amino acids. Lineage: Eukaryota; Metazoa; Chordata; Actinopteri; Perciformes; Sebastidae. Gene Ontology annotation, molecular function: L-amino acid transmembrane transporter activity. Gene Ontology annotation, cellular component: membrane. The transcript is spliced from 10 exons. The record is from RefSeq and is a predicted model, not a curated record.